Molecule: messenger RNA, 726 nt
Organism: Vicia faba (fava bean)
Lineage: Eukaryota; Viridiplantae; Streptophyta; Magnoliopsida; Fabales; Fabaceae
Source: the annotation of a GenBank genome assembly
AUGUCUGAUAAAAUCACAGCAGAAAAUCUCCUCCACAACCUUGUGGAUACAUUAUCGGACAGGCCAAAGAAAGUAUCAUUCUUCGAGGAAGAUAAAUCAAAAUCAGUGAGCUCCGAGAUCAACAGACUGUUUGGACGCGACAAACCUGUACACCAUCUUUUAGGAGGUGGAAAAUCUGCGGAUGUUAUGUUAUGGAGGAACAAGAAGAUUUCUGCUAGUUUUUUAACUGGUGCGACAAUUGUUUGGGUGCUAUUUGAAUGGCUCAAUUAUAAUUUUAUUUCUCUUCUAUGCUUUGCCUUGGUUCUUGGCAUGCUUGCGCAGUUUCUAUGGUCAAAUGCUUCUGGUUUGUUUAACAGUACACCAUCUCAAGUGCCCCGUGUUGUUGUCCCAGAAGAGUUAUUUGUGAAUAUUGCAACUGUAAUCGGGAAUGAGGUUAACCGUGGAUUGAGGUUUCUUCAAGAUAUUUCUUGUGAAGGAAACUUGAAGCUUUUUCUCAUUGCUGUAGCAAGUUUGUGGGCUGGUUCGGUGAUCGGGAGCUGGUGCAAUUUUCUGACUGUCAUCUAUAUUGGUAUUAUUGCUGCACAUACGCUUCCAGUUCUAUACGAAAAGUAUGAGGACGAAGUUGACGAAUUCGUGUACAAAGUCAUUGGUCAGAUGCAACAUAAUUAUAGAAAGCUGGAUGCUGGUGUGCUCAAAGGAAAGCUCAAAGGAAAGAAGCAUGAUUAG